This is a messenger RNA of Nipponia nippon (crested ibis), 2305 nucleotides long. The record is from RefSeq and is a predicted model, not a curated record. Lineage: Eukaryota; Metazoa; Chordata; Aves; Pelecaniformes; Threskiornithidae.
UGUGCGUGUUACCACCAUGGAUGCUGAGCUGGAGUUUGCCAUCCAGCCCAACACUACAGGGAAGCAACUCUUUGAUCAGGUCGUCAAGACAAUUGGUCUAAGAGAGGUCUGGUUUUUUGGACUUCAGUAUCAGGACACCAAGGGCUUCUCAACAUGGCUGAAAUUGAACAAAAAGGUAACAGCACAGGAUGUACGCAAAGAAAGCCCCCUGCUCUUCAAAUUCCGUGCCAAGUUCUACCCAGAGGAUGUGGCAGAAGAGCUGAUCCAGGACAUCACGCAGCGCCUUUUCUUCCUCCAAGUGAAGGAGGCAAUUUUGAAUGAUGACAUUUAUUGCCCUCCAGAAACAGCUGUCCUUCUGGCUUCUUAUGCUGUCCAGUCAAAAUAUGGAGACUUCAACAAAGAGGUGCACAAGUCUGGCUACCUUGCUAGUGACAAACUGCUCCCCCAGAGAGUUCUGGAGCAGCACAAGCUUAACAAGGACCAGUGGGAGGAGAGGAUCCAGGUGUGGCAUGAGGAACAUCGAGGAAUGAUUAGAGAAGAUGCUGUCUUGGAGUACCUGAAAAUUGCACAGGACCUGGAAAUGUAUGGUGUGAACUACUUCAACAUUAAGAACAAGAAGGGCUCUGAACUCUGGCUAGGUGUAGAUGCUCUUGGACUCAACAUUUAUGAGCAGAAUGACAGGCUAACACCGAAAAUUGGAUUCCCUUGGAGUGAGAUCAGAAAUAUCUCAUUCAAUGACAAGAAAUUUGUUAUCAAGCCUAUUGACAAGAAAGCACCAGACUUUGUAUUCUAUGCCCCUCGGUUACGGAUUAACAAACGAAUCUUGGCACUUUGCAUGGGGAACCAUGAGCUCUACAUGCGCAGACGUAAACCAGAUACCAUUGAGGUGCAGCAGAUGAAAGCACAGGCUCGAGAAGAGAAGCAUCAGAAACAGAUGGAGAGAGCCCUGCUGGAGAAUGAGAAGAAGAAGAGGGAGUUGGCAGAAAAGGAGAAGGAGAAGAUUGAACGUGAGAAGGAGGAGCUAAUGGAGAGACUCAAGCAAAUUGAGGAGCAAACCAAGAAAGCUCAACAAGAACUGGAAGAACAGACCCGCAGAGCUAUGGAGCUGGAACAGGAGAGAAAACGAGCUCAAGAGGAAGCAGAGAAACUGGCUAAAGAACGUAGAGAAGCAGAAGAGGCCAAGGAGGCCCUAUUGAAAGCAUCCCAUGAUCAACAAAAGACGCAGGAACAGCUGGCUGCUGAGAUGGCAGAACUCACAGCUAGGAUCACGCAGCUGGAGCUGGCCAGACAGAAGAAAGAAAGCGAGGCCCAGGAGUGGCAACAGAAGGCACAGAUGGUGCAGGAGGACCUAGAAAAGACCAAAGAGGAGUUGAAGACUGCCAUGAGCACCCCUCACGUCACUGAGCCCAUGCAGUCUGAGAAUGAGCAUGAUGAUGAGCAGGAUGAGAAUGCGGCAGAAGCCAGUGCUGAGCUACGAUCAGAGGCCACCAUCAAGGACCGCAGUGAGGAGGAGCGCACCACUGAAGCAGAGAAGAACGAACGGGUCCAGAAACACUUGAAGGCUCUUUCCUCAGAGCUGGCAAAUGCUCGGGAUGAAACCAAGAAGACAGCCAAUGAUAUGAUCCAUGCAGAGAACAUGCGUCUGGGCCGAGACAAGUACAAGACCCUGCGUCAGAUUCGGCAGGGCAACACCAAGCAGCGCAUUGAUGAGUUUGAGUCCAUGUAAACUCUCCCCCGCACCUGCUGCCCUGCACUCUCUUCUUCCCGCUUUCCCAUCCUCUCCCGUCAUUCACUCGUAAUCGUGCUACGCUGGAACCACUACAGAAGAGUGACCAUGGUCUUAUUUAUCAAGUUUUGGGCAAACGUUGGAGUUAAGCAACAGAAGAAAGAAUAGUAUUUACACCUUCCUGGGGCUGCUUGGGACAGCAAACAUGUAUUGGGGCAAAUCUGAAAUUGUUUGGCUCUGGGUAAAGUCUCACUGCGUUUAAUUUUGUAUUGCUUGCUGAGGUGGCUCUGCUGUCCUCUCCCGUUGGGUGGGGAAGCCAGCAGAUACUUUUACUGAGUUACGUACAGUAAAGUGCUAACAGUUUGACACUGUGCCUUCAUACUAACUUGUGCAAGCUUCAGUAUUAAGCUUAGUAGCCAGGGUCUGAAUUUCUGACUUAUACAGGAUCUGAAUCAUGUAGUUGAGAAGGGGAGGCUGGAGCUUAGGAAGAAGGGUUGGGGGUAGCAUAUGGACUUUCUUUCUAAAAGACCAAAGCUUUUGUCCUUCAAACAUAAGCAGACCAAACAGAUUCUGUGGUGU